GGUGUAGCACUAAGAGUACUAAUAGUACUAAUUUAAAGGUCAAAGCUGGCACGCCGUUCCAACUGUAGUCGGCAUAUUCUGGCAUAGGCGGCGCUAGCGGGGUCGAGCUGAAGGCAGAGGCGGGAGCUGGGGCGGUCUGGGAGCGCGCACUAGCCACGGCCGCCACAGCGUCAGAGCGGCCGCAACCCCGCAGCAGCCUAAGGUUCGCGGGGGCCACAGUGGCCGCCAGCGUUGCGCAGGGCAGAGUAGUACGUAGUAAGUACUUUGCAAUGUGUGUUGGCUUAUACCAUAGCUAGUACGGGUAGUACUGGCGUGCAUUGUUCAUGUGUCGCUGAAAGCUCCUGUGUGGCCACAUGCUCUCUGCGUCAGAAGCCGCCAGAAGAAAUAUUGUGCAGGAAGGACGACUGCGGACAUUGUGGUGUGCCUAGACAGCCUUCUUGUACGAAUCUACAUUGUCCUGGGCAAGUUGUCCGCUGCACUUGCUGGAGUUCCUUGAGUACCAGUCGCUGGAUUCAGAGCGCGGAACCAUGGCGGAGAGCAGCCAAAUGCGGCUUUCUCACGAUGAGCUUUUGCAAGUGCACAGGAAGGAACGGAAAGAAUUGCAAGGCGCGGUCAAAUGCCAGCAGUACCACCUGAACACCCAGCAGUUUGAAGUCUGCUUCAGGAGACUCCAAUCUAUCCCAUUUCCCGCCAACAACAUUGUGUCGCUGCACCUUCAUGAGUUUCUUGCCAACUGUGCCAUCAAGCAUGGCAUAGCAGAGGACACUUUACUCCUGUGUCUUGUUACAGCCACAUCCCACCUUAUGGGUCUUUCAUCGUCAACAAAAAUUUGUCUGUCAUCGGCUUGGCAAGAAAAUCCUGUGUUGUGGUCUUCUGUCUUGGUGCCAAGGGAACACAGUUGUCACAAUUUUGUCUGGACCCUACAAAAACUUCUUUGUGACUUGCACUCUGAACUGCCUUCAAGGGACAUUGCAGCAAAGCCUGUAGUAGUGGAUGAAGCAUCAUGUACUAGCCUUACCAGGUUGCUGACACUGCCACAGGUUGGGCCUGUUAUAGCUAAAAUUCAGAGCCUGAAGCACUCGGUACCAAAGGGUGACAAAAAGAGAAAAAAAGAUGUUGCAGCUGAGGUAGCCAUACUUGAAGCUGAGUUGGAAGAGAAGCAUAAGAAAGACUUGGAGGAGUUUGCUGCCUUGCAAUGUGACGGUGUAGCCAAUGGUGAGCCAGAGGUGGAUGGUGUGACUGAUGAACUCGAUGCUGCAAGCCUGCAUGAACACACUGUGAAGCAAAGUAAAGCCACGAAAGCAGAAAAACGCAGGGAAAAGAAACGACAAAAGGAAGUGCAGCGUGAAAAAGAGAUUGCAGAACAGGAAGUAGAAAACCAGUUCCUUCCACGUGCUGUUGAGGAGCGAGAAUUACGAGUAAUUCUUGGAAAGCUUGGAUUGGCUAUUUACGAGAUUCCUUCAGAUGGGAACUGCAUGUACAAAGCCAUGGAACAUCAGCUUGGCCUUUUUGGUGUCAUGAAAUCCAUGAGUGAAUUACGGCAAGAAACUGCAAACUACAUGUUGUCUCACGCUGAAGAGUUCCUUCCUUUCCUAACAAGCAGAAAGAGUGGAGACAUGAUGACUGCAGAGGAAUACGAAGAUUACUGCUUAGAAGUUUCAAGCACUACAGCUUGGGGAGGCCAAGUUGAGCUCAAGGCUCUUUCCCAUGCUUGUAAGGUGCCCAUAACAAUUGUUCAAGCAACUGGACCUUCUAUUGAGAUAGGAACGGAAUAUAAUGCUAAGCCUAUCCUUCUAAGCUACCACAGGUGCUUGUACGAAAUGGGAGAGCAUUACAACUCGCUUGUCCCUAAAAAAAGUGAAGUGGAUGAAGGUGACCGUGCAAGUCUGCAGGUCUAGAAAGAUGGAAUAUUUUCUCUAAAAGGGCAUCACGCUGAAAUAUGCUUUUCAAAAAAUGAACAUAGAUGAACACACAUUAAUUUUUGCUCAAAAUAAAUGACAUAAUUGGAAGUCUACUUACACCUACUACCUGAGCUGUUUUUGCUGUGCUCCUGUUGAAAGCAAGUAACUGACUGGAAGGCCUUGCUCCAAGUGCACAGGGAGCUUGGAUGAAACUCUUUUUUUUCUGUGGUGCGGGGGACAGCAAUGCCAAGAAAUUUGACACAAAGAAGUGGAACUGCCAUGAGCUCAAGAUAUAAAAUGAAGCCUUAAUAAACAGUAUCUGCUGUA
This is a messenger RNA of Dermacentor silvarum, 2228 nucleotides long. RefSeq names its product deubiquitinase OTUD6B. The record is from RefSeq and is a predicted model, not a curated record. Gene Ontology annotation, molecular function: cysteine-type deubiquitinase activity. NCBI's taxonomy places the organism in Eukaryota, Metazoa, Arthropoda, Arachnida, Ixodida, Ixodidae. Gene Ontology annotation, biological process: protein deubiquitination. The transcript is spliced from 12 exons. The coding region runs from base 528 to 1898 and encodes 456 amino acids.